Messenger RNA from Cryptococcus deneoformans JEC21, 2527 nucleotides. RefSeq lists its product as hypothetical. Gene Ontology annotation, molecular function: small GTPase binding; actin binding. The record is from RefSeq and is a predicted model, not a curated record. Gene Ontology annotation, biological process: regulation of Rho protein signal transduction. Lineage: Eukaryota; Fungi; Basidiomycota; Tremellomycetes; Tremellales; Cryptococcaceae. The transcript has 6 exons. Bases 102 to 1496 code for a protein of 464 amino acids.
GUCGUCACUUUCGUUUGCUUGAAUCCACAUCUUCCUCUGGCACUUUUCACAUUCUCACCUUCUGCCCUUCAACUCGUGCGUUUUCUUGGGCAUUCACCACCAUGGCGCCAGCAACAUCUCUGUCGGUGGAUGACAAGACCAAAGUAAAAAAGGCUAUCCCUACCUCAAGCUCGACGAACAAGAUUAUCACCGCUACUGUUGCCCGAAUCUAUCAAGCCAAGCCCGGUGCUAAUUCAUGGUCGUACUCUGGUGUCGAAGGAGCACUUGUAUUUUGUGUAGACAAGGCGAAAGGCGGUUUAUGGUUUCGAGUUGUAACCCUGUCUUCUGGAAGAGGUGUUAUCUGGGAGCAUGAAUUACCCAUCGAAAUAGAAUACAAUCAGGAGAAACCAUUUUUCCACACCUGGCAGGGCGAUGAAAUGCAAUUUGCAUUUGUUUUUGCUUCAGAGCAUGAAGCGCACGAUUUUUACAAAAAGGUCGCCAAUAGGUCGAAAUAUGCUAUGAAGGCGAAAGAGAAGAAGGAGAAGAAAGAAGAAAAGUCUGCACCGACCAAAAAGCGAAAGGGGAAGAUUGACAAAUCUAUGAUAUCUGGGCCGUCUGUCGACUCAUUUAGACACGUCGCUCAUAUGGGAUUCGACUCUGAGAAAGGCUUCUCCUCCACUGGCGUUGACCCAAGCUGGCAAAAAUUGCUUGAACAACUCACUCAAAAGGGCUUUUCAGAGAAGGAUAUCAAGAAGAAUGAAAAGUUUAUCAAGGACUUUGUUGAUCAGUCAGGAGGGAUCGAGAAAGCCACCGCCCCGCCACCCGCGGAAGCACCAAAGAAACCUUCACGACCCCCUGCACCACCGACGUCCAGACGGAAACCAGCGCCUCCUCCACCUGCAUCUCGCUCCGCCCGUCCAAGCUCUGUGGCCCAACCGUCCGCUCCAUCCGUGCCGCCUCCCCCCCCUCCACCUCCACCGCCGGGCCGUCCAGCAGCCCCUCCAUCAGCUCCUCCAUCGGCUCCUUCUGCGCCUCCUCCCCCUCCACCACCUCCACCACCAGUCCGUUCAGACGGUACUGGCGUCGCACCUCCACCCCCUCCUCCACCUCCUCCCGCUCGUCCCCCUGGGGGUGCGCCACCACCUCCACCACCUCCUCCCACCUCCGCUCCCAGCGCCCCUCCACUCCCCACGGCCAGUGGCGGCCGUUCAGCCCUCCUCGCGUCUAUCCAAGGUAGAGGUGUUCAUUCCCUCAAAAAGGUCGACCCUUCUGAACAGAAAGUCUCCGCCCUUGCUGGUGGAGAUACAGCUGGUACUGGUACUGGUACUGGUACUGGUGCAGCUGCAGUAGGAGCGGGUGCAGGGGCGGUGGCAGGUGGAGGUGCGGCGGCGGCUGUGGCGGCUACGACCGAGGAUACCCCUGAUUUGGCUUCAAGUUUGGCGGCGGCACUGUCGAAGAGGAAGGCGGAUAUUGGAAGUGAUGAGGAGGAUGAAGACAGCGAUGAUGAGUGGGAUUAGAGAGUGCGUCAAAUGUAGCAAAUGUCUGAGAGUGUAUCGAAAAGGCUAGCGAGCUCAGAGAGAAUGAGGAACAGGGAUAGAUACAGAAUGACUGACUAGGUGUAGUUUUUGUUUAAUGCUAAUUGUACAUCUGCACCAUCAUGCGUUGGAUUGUAUCAGGGAGGGGUCUACGAUAACUUCGGUCGGUUACAGCUUCAUUUGGAUCGAGGGGUUGAGUGCACUGGCAAGAACACACGCAAGUCAGAGCUCGAACCCCAAGCUUUUCCUUCCCCAUUCCAUUCGCAAGAAAUUCAGUUCCCGAUGAUGGCAACCCGCUUAACGUCAAGAGAAAGGCAAAGGAAGAUAACCCAUCCCCAAAUGUAUUCAUAAAUCGUAUAGAAGAAGGUACCAAAUGACUAGAAUAACUAGAAUACCAUAUAGUAACCUUCAAAAAGAGGCGUCCAAAAGAAAGAAAAAGGACACAAGUGAAAAAAAGACGAGAGACGACAAGAGCCCAUUCCGGAAAGCAUAAAAUAAACAACCUUGAUUACACAAAGUAUCCUAUCUCGAUUAAGUGGGAAAAUCGGAGAAACAGAAUGAGAGAAGAGUGGAAGAGGAGGAAUAAUGGGACCGAGGGGUAGUAAAGGGUAUAACCCGCGAAAAGGUGAGAUGAUAAAGAGGAAUUAAGGAAAAUAGAAUAAAGAUAAAAAAGUCUACGUUGAAUAAAUUGGUGUCUUCUAUAAUCAGCCCCUUUUCUUAAACUUCUUGAACUUCUUGGCUGCUUUCCCCCCUUCUCUAUCUUGUUCUCACUUCGUCUCCUCUUCCCGCCGUAUCCUCUCCGAUUCAGCUCUUAUGCAGACUUUGCGCCAUCUCCAACUCGCCUUGCACCACCACCCCUUCCAACCAUGGGUGGUUCAACAAAUCUGACGCUUUCGCUCGUUGGCCCGGAAGGUAAGCAAGCAUUGGCAUGAGGAAGGAAGAUAAGAGUUCAGCGUCCUCGUGUUCCAUGAGGUAUUUUUCUUUGAGGACGGAGGUUAGGGGCCAAAAACGGA